Messenger RNA from Nicrophorus vespilloides, 611 nucleotides. Its product is annotated as nuclear protein 1. The record is from RefSeq and is a predicted model, not a curated record. Lineage: Eukaryota; Metazoa; Arthropoda; Insecta; Coleoptera; Silphidae. The transcript has a single exon. Gene Ontology annotation, cellular component: nucleus. Gene Ontology annotation, biological process: negative regulation of cell cycle; regulation of transcription by RNA polymerase II; negative regulation of cell population proliferation. The coding region runs from base 105 to 308 and encodes 67 amino acids.
AACGACAGCCAUCGACCGACAAACCAAGUCAUCUCGACAACACCGUAACCAAGUGCAAUUCAGUUCGAAUUCAAUCCAUAAACAGUUCCAAUUAUCCCGUGAAAAUGUCCGCAGUUGACAAAUACGACAUGUACACCUUCGACUACGACAAACACAUGUUCUCCGGUCACAGUGGUAAGCAGAGAUCUAAGAAGGAGGUCAGCGAGCACACGAACCACUUCGACCCCAGCGGACACUCCAGAAAGAUCGUCACCAAAUUGAUGAACACCGAGAACAACAAGAAAUUAGAUCUGAAGGCGAAACAAUGAGCACAGCACAGCCGUGAGGUUUCCUACUGCAACAACAACAAAAAAAAGACUCAAAAACAAAACAAAAAAAAUACAUAAAUACCCUCUCAGUAAAAAAAAACGUAAUAAAAAUGUAUCUUCGGAGAUGAACGUUGCAUAUACUUGAAUUUUAAUUGCUUAAAUCGUUUGCAGAUUAUUCUUCUUCUUACGCACGAGCGUUUAGUUCAGUUUCAUUUUUUUGUUUCUUGUUGUUUCCAUAUCUCCUUCAUUGUUGCUAAUAUUUGUUCGAGGCGCAAUAAACUGGAUUGGAUAUGUAUAAAAAUA